Molecule: messenger RNA, 744 nt
Organism: Rangifer tarandus platyrhynchus (Svalbard reindeer)
Lineage: Eukaryota; Metazoa; Chordata; Mammalia; Artiodactyla; Cervidae
Source: the annotation of a GenBank genome assembly
AUGGCUUCCCCAUGCCCCCUGGGGAGGAGGGGCCGGCGCUGCAAGCCUGGAGGCCGCCUGGCCGGGGUGUCCGGCCGGGCUGGCACGGGGCCGAGGGGGAGUGGGAAGGAGGUCCCAGUAGGGUACGUGGACGGGGGGCCGUCGGGUGUCUGCACACCCACCCCCAGGGCUGCACGGGCCAGCCACUGCGUGUGCACACGUGGGCAUGUUGCUGCCUGGGCCCUGAGCCUGGCUGACCAGCCACUGGGGCACCCUCCCCCAGGCCCUGAACACCCCGGCACUGGAAGCCAGUGGGAGUGUGGGGCAUUCAGGGAUGAGCUGGACAGGAGUUGCAGGUGCCCCCUUCAGAGAGGCCCACUCAGCUCCUGCAUUCAGCCCCCCAGCCACAGUCACUUCCUGGAAACCAGGCCGGUCACCCAUCCUGAACCGGAUGCUCUGCCCAGGCCUCCUCGGGCCCCAGGAGCAGGGUGCCAGGGAACCCUGGGCAGAGACAAGGACAACUCCCACUUGGGCUUCAGGGCUGAGCACCCAGUCGGUGCUGAGCACCCAGUCGGUGCUGAGCCUGAACUCGGGGGGCUGACCCAGAGCUCCAGCAGCCCUGGACACCCCUUGUUUCGCAGCUCUUGCCUCCCUCCCUCCCAGCCCCCAGGACUACGCAGUCAGCCAGGAAAGGCCGCCAGCCUAGCUCAGGGUCACCAGACUCCCCCAACAUCAGCCCCCACAGGCCUGGCCAGCAACCCCUGA